ACUACACUUCCCACCCUUGUGCGCACACCUACCUUGAUGAUGCAGCCUUCCCUGGAUAUCAAACCCUUUAUGUCCUUCCCUGUGGACAGCAGCUCUGCUGUUGGAUUCUUCCCAAAUUUUAACACAAUGGAUCCUGUGCAAAAAGCAGUCAUAAACCAUACAUUUGGAGUCUCCAUUCCCCCAAAGAAGAAACAAGUCAUUUCCUGUAACGUCUGCCAGCUUCGCUUUAACUCUGAUAGCCAGGCCGAGGCCCACUACAAAGGAAGUAAACAUGCCAAGAAGGUCAAAGCACUAGAGGCAACGAAAAAUAAACCCAAAGUUGGUUCUUCCAAGGACAGCGCAAAGGCUAACACAAGCUGCUCCACCACGCCAGUCACAGCCAACAUCUCUGACAAAUCAGAAGAUAAAGGGAAAGCAAAACCCAAUAGUGUGAGUCAGCAGUCCAGUACAGAAGUGGGUCCUUUUCUUCCCAAACCUGGAGUGGCAGCAGUGGCACCUGUGACACCUGCCUCAUCCUCCAAGAGCACAAAUGGAGCCCCAAACACAGUUUCUGAGUCAGAAGAGGAAAAAGCCAAAAAACUACUUUACUGUUCAUUAUGCAAAGUGGCUGUGAAUUCUCUGUCACAACUAGAAGCCCACAAUACAGGCUCCAAACACAAGACCAUGGUUGAGGCUCGGAAUGGUGCUGGUCCCAUCAAGUCUUACCCCAGACCUGGAUCCCGACUGAAGGUGCAGAAUGGCAGUAAAGGCUCAGGACUGCAGAACAAGACAUUUCAUUGUGAAAUCUGUGAUGUCCAUGUUAAUUCAGAAAUUCAGCUUAAACAGCACAUUUCCAGCCGAAGGCAUAAGGACAGAGUUGCAGGAAAGCCUAUGAAACCUAAAUACAGUCCUUACAACAAACUGCAGCGCAGCUCAAGUAUUUUAGCAGCAAAACUUGCAUUCCAGAAGGACAUGAUUAAGCCGCUGGCACCUGCUUUCCUUUCAUCUCCUCUUGCUGCAGCUGCAGCUGUAUCGUCGGCUCUGUCCCUUCCUCCCCGUCCCGCUGCCUCUUUGUUCCAGGCGCCUGCGAUACCACCAGCUCUCCUCAGGCCAGGCCAUGGUCCCAUCCGGGCAACACCUGCCUCCAUACUUUUUGCACCAUACUAA
Messenger RNA from Cariama cristata (Red-legged seriema), 1146 nucleotides. It is a transcript of the gene ZNF385B, whose product is annotated as zinc finger protein 385B. The transcript has 7 exons. NCBI's taxonomy places the organism in Eukaryota, Metazoa, Chordata, Aves, Cariamiformes, Cariamidae. Bases 37 to 1146 code for a protein of 369 amino acids. The record is from RefSeq and is a predicted model, not a curated record. Gene Ontology annotation, cellular component: nucleus. Gene Ontology annotation, molecular function: nucleic acid binding; zinc ion binding.